This is a messenger RNA of Musa acuminata AAA Group (dessert banana), 2804 nucleotides long. RefSeq names its product CDT1-like protein a, chloroplastic. Bases 257 to 1585 code for a protein of 442 amino acids. Gene Ontology annotation, cellular component: nucleus. The transcript is spliced from 4 exons. Gene Ontology annotation, biological process: DNA replication checkpoint signaling; DNA replication preinitiation complex assembly; mitotic cell cycle. The record is from RefSeq and is a predicted model, not a curated record. Lineage: Eukaryota; Viridiplantae; Streptophyta; Magnoliopsida; Zingiberales; Musaceae. Gene Ontology annotation, molecular function: DNA polymerase binding; DNA binding.
UUGUAUUAUUGAUAAAGGCAGGAAAAAAUGUCUUACCACUAAAGUGGUAUGCUUACUAUUUUUGUUGAGAGACUUCCAUAUACAACACAGAAGUCUACCGCGUGCCACGUGGCGGCGCAGAUGGCGUUCCCGCCAACAUCCAUUUCCCGGGAACUUUGUACGGUACCCCUUCUAUAUAAACACACGCAUUGAUUCCGGCCCGCCAGCAUCCGUUUCCCUCUUCCUCUUCUUCUUCGAUCCAAAGCAGAGAGCCGAGAUGGACUCCGAAGCGCAACCCAAGCCUUCCAUCUCGACCAAGAAGACGCCCUCCUCGUCUCCCGUCGACCAUCCCCCGGAACCACCAGCCAAGGCCGUGGCGCCUGCCGACCAGAUCUGGACGCCGGAGAAGCCGGUGCGGAGUACCGCGACUCGGUCCGAUGUUGCUCGAUCCAGCGACGUCGACGAUCUCCUCCCGGGGGAGGAGCCACUCCUCUUUGAGUCCUCGAAGGCCAAACCCCUCAUCAAGCUUCCUGAAAAGUAUGAGAUGCUGUGUAAAUUCUUCGAUAGCAUGGUGACUUCGAUACGGUUGCUUCAGGGAAGAUCAUCCACGCCCACAUUCGCAAAGAUCCUCACCAUGAGUCAGAUUUUGGCGGAAAGGAGCUUCACUUAUGCACAUUUAGCACAGUCGAUGUACAUAAUGCCUGAAGCUAUAAUGAUCAAGAAGGUGGUUUUGCAUGAUGAGACCACUUGUUGUGUGAAGCCGGAGCUUCAGAUCACUCUGCAAGUUGAUGCAGUAGCCGAGAACAUCAAUGGAGAAAGUGGGAGUAAGUAUUCAAUCCUGACGAAGCUCUUCAGGGAAAGGAUUGUUGACUUCUACAAUGGCCAUCCACAGGAAGAUGAGGUCCCUGAGGUGCAAUUGCCACAUCCAUUUAACCAAACAAAGCCAAGUGUACUUCCAAGAGCCUUAAACUUCAAUUUCGAACCAACACGCACUGAGUCUACGUCAAGUGCCGCUACCCAGCAACAAUUCUUAGUGCCGUCUCACAUACCCCGAUCUUUUCGCAGGUGGUUUUCUAAGAAAAUUCCCAUUCCUGCUUCAGAGAAAACUCCUCUUAUGUGUCUCAGCCAAGCUUGGCCUAAAGAUGAUCUCUCUGUUUCUGCUGCUUCGUCUCCCAUAAAAUGCACCUCAAAUCCACCCAUAAUCAAGAAGUCUUUGCUCUGUUCUUCCAUUUCAAACACCUUAUCGAGCAACUGUAGAAUUUCUGAAGAGGAAACCCACAUGUUGGUAAGAGCUGACAAUAGUCCUCCAAAGGAACCAAAUAUACCGGAGGAGACACCUGCAAAAACAGUUUCCACUCCCUUGAGGUUAAUGUGUAAUACGCCAGAGCUUCCCACACCAAAGAGACGUAGGCCAUCCCCUAGUUGUGAUUCUACACCGUUGAACAAAUCUUUGAAGCGUUCAACGCGGACAAACCUGUUUAUGACUCCAGAAAAUAGCGCAAAAGCAGGGGAGGAAGAGAACACAGGUAGAAGUGUGUCUUCUGCUGCUGCUGCUGAUGAUGAUGAUGAUGAUGUUCUCGAUAUUCAACCUGAAUCACUCUUGUAAUCGGUGAGUUCUUUGAGGUUUCUGCAAAAAAUUAUGAAUUAUCUGUGCAGUCAUUUCACAAUAGGUGCACCAAUAAGCAAUGAUAGAUUGAUUAUGUCCUCAUUUGUACCAUUUUGAUGAUCUUACACUAUGCUGAUUAACAUCAUCAUUUCUCUAUCUUUUAGAUACGUUUGUUUAGUUUAGCAUUGGCUUCAUGCUCUCCUCUGCCUAAAACUGUAGGCAUUAUGUUACAGCCGAAAGUUAAUCACUGCAUGUUCUUGUUUGGAUUGCCAUAAUGUUGUUUUGGGUCAACAUGAAUUUGUGUGCGAGAUAAAUUUAUAUAACAAAUUAAAAGUUAUGGUCUGUGUUUUGGAUCGUUAAACAUACUGUAUGAUGUUCUUUUUUUUUUUUUUUGGGUAAUACUCUAUACUCUUCUUUUGACUAUUUGGGGAAUGCCUUCAUUUGAAUAAUUACUUUGGGAACAAGUCUUCUAUUAUGGGACUUUCUGUUUAUUAUUUCAUGUUUGCAAACACAUUUGUAAGAGCAAUUGAAGGCCUAAUUACUGUACAUUUUUUCGGAUCCGGGAGGAGGAGCAGAAAGCAGCAGAGGAGAAAGAGGCUGGUGUUGCCAAUGCAAUCAAAAGGCAAAAGUUGAUAAUAGCUUCUUUGCCUAAUACAUUUGACAUGAUUCGACUCAUAUUUUGCUCAAAGAUGACAUCUGCCAUGACAAAGCAAGAGCCAGUCAACAUUACUUUGAAAUCCUUGAUGCUUCUGCAUGUAACAUUAAAGCUUUCAGAGCUAAAUUCCUGGGACUAGAAUUUGCAGCUGAAGUGGAAGAACAGUUGAAACUCCUGCUAGAACUAGUUCCAGAUUGGACCUCUGAAAAGAUUGCCUACGGUGGACACAUUUUCUGUGUGUAAGAUUUCUGUGUUUGCUAAGAAAAGCCUAUUGGGACUUUCGAUUGCUAUGUUUCUGUGGCCUUAUAUAUAGGCUCAAUAGGGAUGCCAGGAGAAAACGAUGGUCAGAAGUUGGUUCUUGUUUGCCUCAGAAACUUCUUUCGAUUAAUGCUUUACAUGCAUUCACUCAAGAUCAGAAGUCCUAACCAUGCAUUUGCUCCUGCAAUUUAUCAUCUAGAAGAAGAUUGAAUUUUGUGAAGUAGAUGUUCUGUAUUGUUACUGUCUGUGAUGCAUGAUUAUGACCAGAUAGUUACAUCAAAAUAUGUACUGACUCAUAAAUGUUAA